Lodderomyces parapsilosis is the source of this 1530-nucleotide messenger RNA. It is a transcript of the gene ALK6, whose product is annotated as Alk6p. Bases 1 to 1530 code for a protein of 509 amino acids. The record is from RefSeq and is a predicted model, not a curated record. Gene Ontology annotation, molecular function: iron ion binding; heme binding; oxidoreductase activity, acting on paired donors, with incorporation or reduction of molecular oxygen, reduced flavin or flavoprotein as one donor, and incorporation of one atom of oxygen. The transcript has a single exon. Lineage: Eukaryota; Fungi; Ascomycota; Pichiomycetes; Serinales; Debaryomycetaceae.
AUGACAUAUAUCCCAUACUUGAUAGUUAUUGCAUCUUACAUCAUCUAUAAACUACUCCAUCGUGUACAACUCCACCAACGUGCAAUAAAAUUAGGAUGUAAACCAGUUAAACAUAUCCCACCACGUAAUUUGUUAGACAGACUUGGAAUUUAUGAGAUUGUUCAUCGUAAAAAGCUCAUGCAUCUGGGCACAACAUUUGAGAUGUUGGAGGAAGCAUUUGAUAGAGCUCAAGUCAAGACAUUUGAAGGCACAGCAUUAUUCAGCUCAUUUAUAAUGACUAUUGAACCGGAAAACUUGCGUCAUAUGAUGUCACUGGCCCAUUUCAAUGAAUGGAAUAUUGGAUACCGACCACAGGCAUUCGGUAUCUUGUUGGGAGAUGGGAUCUUUUCAAGUGAAGGAACUCAAUGGAAACAUUCACGAGUCAUGUUGCGUCCUUCAUUCACCAAGGAAAAUAUCAAACAAAUCACCAAGAUGGAACCAUUUGCAGCCAGAGUUAUCGACUUGAUUAAACAGAAACUGGGACAAGCCAUUGACAUGCAAGAUGUGUUUCAGUUCUUUACCAUGGAUUUCACAACUGAUUUAUUAUUGGGUGAAAGCAGUGAUUCAUUAAAAGAUGCAUUGGGACAACAUUCAUCCACGGGGAUUGAUCCCGAAUUGAAACGACAAUUUAGUAUAGCAUUUGAUGAAUCGUCAAAUUAUCUCAUGACGAGAAUGAUUUUAGGACCAUUGAUGUUUUUAGUUAAUCCAAAAACACUACAAGAUGCCAUCAAAAUCCAACAUAAAUUCGUUGACUACUAUAUUGAAAAAGCCCUUGCCAUGACUAGCCACGAAUUGAAUGAAAAAUCCGACGAUGGAACAAUUUUCCUUUAUCAAUUGGCUCAUGAAACGAAAGAUCCCAUCAACUUGCGCAAUCAAAUCUUGAGUAUCAUCUUGGCCGGUAGAAACACAACAUCGGGGUUGAUGACAUUUUUGUUUGCUCAAUUGAGUAAAAACCCCGAGAUUUAUUGCAAAUUGCGUGACAUUAUUCGUCAAGAUUUCCCCAAUGUUGAAUCCAUCACAUUUGAUUCAAUACAAAAUUGUGAUUACUUACGCUGGUGUAUAAAUGAAACGUUAAGGAUAAACCCGUCGGUGCCAUUUGAAUCAAAGACUGCUUCAGUUGAUACUACGUUGCCACGUGGAGGUGGUGUUGAUGAAAAGGCACCAAUUUUCAUUGCAAAGGGAACAAGAAUCGUUUAUCCAUUAUGGGUAGCAAAUAGAAAUGAGGAACACUUUGGUGAAAAUACGGGAGAGUUUAUCCCUGAACGAUGGGAGCAGUUGCCACGUAGUGGUGGGAUUGCAUUUAUGCCAUUUAGCGUUGGCCCUAGAGCUUGUCUUGGUCAAUCUUUGGCACUAACUGAAGCGGCAUACAUUACCAUCCGAUUGUUGCAAACGUUUGAUUCUUGUGAAUCACAUCUUGGUCCGGAACCAUUGAGAAAGACAUCGUCGGCUACAAUGAGAUUGAUGGAUGGGUGUGAGCUCAGCUUCAAGUGA